Vespa velutina is the source of this 1305-nucleotide messenger RNA. RefSeq lists its product as uncharacterized. The record is from RefSeq and is a predicted model, not a curated record. The transcript has 3 exons. The coding region runs from base 441 to 1169 and encodes 242 amino acids. Lineage: Eukaryota; Metazoa; Arthropoda; Insecta; Hymenoptera; Vespidae.
UAAUAAUAAUAACAAUAAUAAUAAUAAAAUAAAAAAAGAAGAAGAAAAAAUAAUUCAUUCGAUCAAAUAUUUUGCAAUAAUUAUUAAUUUUUAUUAAUUUCCAUGCGAAAAUCCGUAAUCAUCAUUUCAUCAGAAAGCUUUAUAAUCGACUGCACUGAUGUAAGACAUACAUAUACAUGCAUACGUAUAUAUGCAUCAAACAAAUGGAGCACUGGAACGGAACGAGAUGAAAGUAUCAAGUGUAGAUUAACGCAACGGUAAACUGAGUUUUGAGUACGUCUGAUUCUUCUACUUUCUAUCGAAAGUUUAUGAAUAUAUAAUGAAUUAAAUGUCUUCCUGGUCUGGUCCAAGGUAUAACCAAUAUCAGUCUUAAAUUCGGAUCGAAACGCGAAACAUCAUAAUCGCGCUAGUGAAUCGGAAAACAAAACAAAUAAAAAAAAAUGGCUUAUAAAUCAUUUCUCUUGCUGAUUCUUAUUCCAAUGAUCGGUUACGCCACGAAAAUAACAAAAAUAGAUAUGACAGAGUACAUGUCGUCAUACUACGAUCCAACGACAGGAUUAGAAUUAAAUGGUAAACCGGAGGACGUCGAAAGAACUCCCAACCAAUUGCCAAAGCUUAUUUUUCGAGGAAUUCCAUGUUUCUGUAAUAACAUGACCUGCGGUUGUUGUACGGGUGUCAAUAUAACCAAAAUAAAUUUUAAUCGACGUGCAUGCACCAAGUUCACUUACGAUCCACAAGAAUUUUCUAUCAACAUGUCCUUUAGUAUGAAUGAAAAAGAGAUAUUUUCUAGUUCCUUAUCCGCGAAGAAUCCCCCACCAGUUUGCAUUCCGUUCGUCUAUAUACCAGUAAUAACGUUCUGUGCACGAUUCUUUGACGUUCAUACAACUGGCAUAAAUCUUCAUGCAUGUUUAGAUCUCGAAACACGAAUAGUAAAUGCACCGAUUUUAAUUCUACAUUUCAAUUGCAUGAAAAUCGGUAUGAAUGGUGUAUCAUUAUCGAAACCGGAAGAUGAUCUUAUUCUUUCAUCGACGUCGAAUCAAAACGAGAAAGAUGAAGUUUACGACGAAGUCAAUUUCGAACAAUCGGAUAUCGAUGUAGUAACUAACAAUAUUCUUGGUACGACUUAUAGUCCUGAAGAAGAAGCUGCGAUCGGACAGUUAAAAUAUUAAUUUAUCAUUUAAAUUCUUUUAAUAAAAUUUUUAUAUUAGAUACAUGGAUAUUCAUCUGCUUGUGAUCUGUGCGUGUGUGUGCCUAUGUGUAUAUAUAUAUAUAUAUAUAUAUAUAUAUAAUUUCUUUUGUAUUUAU